This is a messenger RNA of Paramuricea clavata, 538 nucleotides long. The record is from the annotation of a GenBank genome assembly. NCBI's taxonomy places the organism in Eukaryota, Metazoa, Cnidaria, Anthozoa, Malacalcyonacea, Plexauridae.
AUGCUUAAUUACCCUCCUUUAAACGAUAAUGUGGCUGUUAUAUCUGAAAACGAUACCCCAGUUGCUGUUUCUGUCGAAGAAGUGUUGUCUCAUUUACAGCGUAUCGGUUCGGGUAAAUCAAGUGACCCCGAUAAUCUACCGAAUUGGGUGUUGAAAUCGUUUGCAGAUUUACUUGCCGAACCUGUUACAGUGAUAUUGAAUGCGUCUUUAGCUUUCCGGGAGGAACGGCUAUACCCGCGGUGUGGAAGGUAGCAAACGUAUGUCCCAUUCCCAAAAAUAAGAUUGUAUUCGACGUUAAUAAAGAUCUGCGGGCUAUAUCACUCACAUCAUCAUCGUGCAAAAUCGCUGAGGAAAUUGUCAUCUUAUAUGAUCUAAAGUCUUCAAUAAUGUCAUGUAUAGAUCCCAAUCAAUAUGGUUUCAUUCCUGGCUCCUGUACUACAUUGGCCGUAAUAUUCUUAAUUCAUCGUUGGACAGAAACUGUGGAUGCGAGGGGCGGAACCGUACGAGCGCUGCUUACGGAUUAUCGGAAGGCAUUUGA